AUGAGUAUCUUGUGGCUCCUCUCCUGCGUGGCACUUGCAAGUGCAGCACAGAACUGUGGUGUCCCUGCGAUUGAGCCGGUCAUCAGUGGCUACACCCGCAUUGUCAACGGAGAGGAGGCAGUGCCUGGAUCAUGGCCUUGGCAGAUCACUUUGCAGGACAACACUGGAUGGCACUUUUGCGGCGGGUCUCUUGUCAGUGAGCACUGGGUGGUGACCGCUGCCCACUGCGGGGUGACGAAGUCCAACGUUGUAGUGCUUGGGGAACACGACCGUAGCUCUUCUGCGGAGAAUAUACAAAAACUGGCUAUUGAACAGGUCUUCACCCACCCAGACUGGGACCCCGUUGCUAUCAACAAUGACAUUGCCCUGAUCAAGCUGGCCACGCCUGCCCAGCUAGGUGCCAAAGUAUCCCCUGUGUGCCUGACAGAUGCUGCGGACGACUUCCAAAGUGGUGAUCUCUGUGCCACCAGCGGGUGGGGCAAGACGCGCUACAACGCCUUCAAUACCCCCAGCAAACUGCAGCAGACAGCCCUGCCCCUGCUGUCCAAUGAGCAGUGCAAGGAGUCUUGGGGCAGCAACAUUUCAGACCUGAUGAUCUGUGCCGGUGCAGCUGGCUCCUCUUCAUGCAUGGGUGAUUCCGGCGGCCCCCUUGUGUGCCAGAACGGAGGCAUUUGGAAGCUGGUGGGCAUUGUGUCUUGGGGCAGCAGCCGCUGCUCUGUCACCACCCCUGCUGUGUAUACCCGUGUCAGUGCCGUCCGCGAAUGGGCUGAAACAGUCAUGGCAGAGAACUGA
Gekko japonicus is the source of this 792-nucleotide messenger RNA. Its product is annotated as chymotrypsinogen B2-like. The coding region runs from base 1 to 792 and encodes 263 amino acids. Gene Ontology annotation, biological process: proteolysis. NCBI's taxonomy places the organism in Eukaryota, Metazoa, Chordata, Lepidosauria, Squamata, Gekkonidae. The record is from RefSeq and is a predicted model, not a curated record. The transcript has 7 exons. Gene Ontology annotation, molecular function: serine-type endopeptidase activity.